AAUUUUUUCUUUUUUAAACAUCUGUAUUCUCCCUUAUAAAUAAAUUUUUGUUACUUUUUUGUUUUAUAACUUUAUGUUUUUGUUAUAACUUUCUUCUUCGAUGCAGUCGAUCUGCUUUAGUUCAUCAAAAUAAUGCCUCGCGGAAGAUCAACCUUAGGUCGUCGUGGACGAGUAAUUGGAAAUCAAACUGCGGAAGGACGGGAUCAACGAACGAGCGAAACAGACAACGAAUGGCUCGAGUACAUGCCGAGGAAGCAGCAGAGCGAAGCCAGACUUGAAGAUGUACGGUUGCGAGCAUUGCUCGAAAUUGGAAGCAGAAUGGUGCCG
Molecule: messenger RNA, 327 nt
Organism: Loa loa (African eye worm)
Lineage: Eukaryota; Metazoa; Nematoda; Chromadorea; Rhabditida; Onchocercidae
Exons: 1
Source: RefSeq, a predicted model, not a curated record